GCACAUUUCUCACAGAAAGACAGAAGAGAGCUCUAGGAGCUGAGUUUGACGGACUGAAAUGACUGGAUAAUAUUUUUUUAACGCAAGUUGAAUGUUGACUGAAUUGACCAAAUAAUUGUAGGGUCUAUCAAAACAUUGCUCGAAGAGCUGUGGUGGAGAUGGCAGAAAGCAAAACCAGCAUCAGCUCAAAAGGAGGGGCCAAUGUGCUGGCUAAACGGGUCCAGAAACAAUUCAGCAGAGCGCAGGAGAAGGUGUUGCAGAAGCUUGGCAAAUCUGAUGAGACCAAAGAUGAGCUCUUUGAGCAGUGUUUGAUGAACCUCCAAGACCAGCAGAAUGAUGCAUACAGAAUACACAAGGAUCUUAAAGCAUACCUGAACGCCGUCAGAGUAAUGAGGGAUGCUUCAAGUCGACUGUUUCAGUCCCUGUUUGAUGCAUAUGACCCUGAGUGGGAUGGCGCAGAGGAUCUCGGUGUAGUUGUGGAGGGGGAAGAUCUUCUGUGGAGUGACUAUGAGGUUAAACUGCGAGAUCAGGCAUUGCUCACCGUGGAUUCCUACAUAAGCCAGUUUUCAGAUGUUAGGGAACGAGUGGCCAAGAGAGGCAGGAAGCUUGUAGACUAUGACUCCGCCCGACAUCACCUGACAGGGCUGAAGAAUGCAAAAAAGAAAGAUGACGUCAAAAUUGGGAAGGCUGACGAUGAGAUGAAGGCAGCCAAGACGACAUUUGAGGACAUAAACAGAGAACUAAAGGAGGAACUGCCUAUUCUAUUUGACAGUCGCAUCGGAUGCUAUGUCACAGCCUUCCAAGCUAUUUCCUACCUUAGAGAUAUCUUCUACAAAGAAAUGACCAAGAACAAUCAGGAUCUACAGACUGUGAUGAAAGAGCUGAGGGACCAGCAUCCAGAUAAGACCUUCAUGGUGAAGAACUUCAACCGCUCAGGUUCCUUGAAGAGAAGGUCAUUUAGAGAUACGUUGUCUCCCAGAUCACUUAAAAGCUUUUAUGAUUUCCACAUGACUUACAGCCCCAGAAGCUCUCUCAGGAGAGACAACUCAUCCAGUUUUAGGUCUGACAAACCAAAAUAUGAACCAUACAGCCCUAAACAGACCAGUCCCACCAGGCCCAAACCCCAUUAUGACAACGUGCCUCAUCUCAGAGACACAGAAACCACUUCCAUAGACUAUCCCAAAGAAGAAGAUGUUCCCUCCCAUGAGCCCCAGGUGAACGACGCCACUGAGGAUGAACCAGUGGAGGAUGAGAAGAAAGAGAACGAGUCUUCAACAGCUACAAAUCAAGACAGACAGGAAGACAGCCUUGUGUCUAAAGAUGAUUCAUCAUCUUCUGAGAAUUAGAGUGAACUUCAAGCAAACUCAAGUCCUACUAAAUGCACGGAGAUCAAAACCACACUGGCCUCAGAUGGACAUGAGGAGCAUAAGAAGAUGGAGGAGCCUAAGAAGAUGGAGGACCCGGAGCCUUCUGGGAUGGAGAACGGAAUAGCUCAUGACAACCAGUCAGAUGUGGAACAAAUCGAGACUUCACAAUCAGUGAGUUCAGUGGAGGUGAGCGUGCUUUGA
Triplophysa rosa is the source of this 1568-nucleotide messenger RNA. It is a transcript of the gene bin2a, whose product is annotated as bridging integrator 2a. Gene Ontology annotation, molecular function: protein binding; phospholipid binding. Gene Ontology annotation, biological process: phagocytosis, engulfment; plasma membrane tubulation; podosome assembly. The record is from RefSeq and is a predicted model, not a curated record. Gene Ontology annotation, cellular component: phagocytic cup; cytoplasm; plasma membrane. The transcript has 12 exons. NCBI's taxonomy places the organism in Eukaryota, Metazoa, Chordata, Actinopteri, Cypriniformes, Nemacheilidae.